ACACAUGACAUGUAUAUAAUUAUUUCAAAUCAGUUGUCAACCAUCAGCACAGAGUGAAACAAAAUUCACUGACAAAUAUUACACGGUAUAACUGCAGUGACUUUUUGACUGGUGAACAUGAAGUUCUAUAUUGUAAAUCCACUUUACACGGCCCUUUUUUCGGUGAUUAUUUUAGCGGCGUUAUCAUCCUCAUUUGACUUAAACUUUUUUACUGAUGAUGAUGGAAAAACGUAUAUAAAUUCAAAAUAUGAAGUAGUUUUUGGAGGACGUAAAGUUUUAAAAAUAGGUGGAACUAAUAUUCCAGGAUUGAGCAGCUGUAGGCUAUUAACUGCUGAUGAAAAAUCAAAAAUACGGAAGUUAGAGGAAGAAUAUAAUAUAAAGAGAGAAAAGGAACGAAUAUUACGUGAGGCUGAAAAGGAGAAGGAACGGAUACAACGUGAAAAAGAGCGAAGACAGCGUGAUGCAGAAAAAGAAAAGGAGCGAAGACAGCGUGAAGAAGAGCGACAACAACGAUAUGCAAAAAAGGAGGAGGAGCGAAGACAGCGUGAUGCAGAAAGAAAAAAGGAGCAACGAAGACGUGAAGUUGAAAAACGGAGGGAACAAAAAAAUCGUGAUGAAGAAAAAAGAAGAGACCAAAUACAACGUGAGAAAGAGCGACAAAAAGAUGAGGCGGAAAGAGAAAAGUAUCGACAAAUACGCAUUUCUGAAAGAGCACAGAACGACUUGGAAAGGGAAAUGCGUGAUUUGGAAAGACAAAGGCAACAGCAAAUACGUGACAUGGAACAACAACAACGAGAUGCUGAAAUAGCACAACGAGCUGCCGAAAGUGCACAACGUGAAGCGGAAAAAGCAUACCUAGAAAUGGAAUUAGCAAGACGUAUAAAAAAUGCACUGAUAAGACCGCGUAAACCUAAUUCUAUACAAAUUAUACCACGCAAUCGUGGAAUGGGUGGAACGGGUGUAACAUAUAGUAAAAUAACAAAAAAAAAUAAUGCUAUACAUUUAUACGAAUAAUUUUUGAGCUGUGGCCGGUGAUCUAAACAAAUCUUAUACUAAAAUUAUUUAUUUUAUCAUGCAGUUCAAUAACAUUGUUAAGAUGGCGUUAUUUCGAUCACUUCAUUAUUAACAAGAUUCUGUAAUCUAUUUAUUCGACAAUUUCGGUUAGAGUUUAAGUUAAACCUCAUAAUAAAUUAUCGUUUAAAAUAAUAAACACCUACAUAAAAUAUUGUAUUGUAGUGACAUAAUUUAUAGAUACUCGUCAUAAUAAUUGUACUCAUACAGAAAAUUAUACAAUAAGAAUACGCUUAUAUAAUAUUUGGUGUGAGUCUGCAGUUAACGUUUAAUUCGUUAACAUUUUCAAAAAAAUCAUGUUUUUCUAUAAUAUAGGCAUUUUACGAUUAUUAUGUAUAUUCCAUUAAUACCUAACCUAUUUACGAAUAAAUUAAAAACGAUAACAAUCUCACAGGAUUAAAAGCAAGACUAAGUAAUUCAUUUUGCUCCUAUUCCUUAUCGCAUUAGGCUACUAACACAAUAUGAUAUCUUUACUCUUUGGUUAACUAUUUAAAUUUAUUCCGGUAUAGUCGUGUUAACUCUUACUACGGAAAAUCUACAAAAUAGAGAUGUAUUCAAAUCCCUAUACAAAAUUUAAUAAGAGAUGAUUAUCGAUGUUAUUUUUCAUGGUCAAUAAAUACAAUAAAUAAUUAUU
This is a messenger RNA of Acyrthosiphon pisum (pea aphid), 1705 nucleotides long. RefSeq names its product vicilin-like seed storage protein At2g18540. The transcript has 4 exons. Lineage: Eukaryota; Metazoa; Arthropoda; Insecta; Hemiptera; Aphididae. The record is from RefSeq and is a predicted model, not a curated record. Bases 118 to 1014 code for a protein of 298 amino acids.